AGUUGAACGGAAAGGAAGCAACGAGAAGGAGAAAGCCAAAGAGGAGGCAAACAGCAAAAGAUAUUUACGCUGUCCUGCAGCAAUGACUGUAAUGCACUUAAGGAAGUUUCUCCGGAGCAAAAUGGACAUACCCAAUGCUUUUCAGAUUGAUGUCAUGUAUGAAGAAGAGCCUUUGAAGGACUACUACACACUAAUGGACAUAGCAUACAUUUACACUUGGAGAAGGAACGGUCCCCUCCCUUUAAAGUACCGUGUGCGACAAACCUGCAAGAGAAUGAAAAUAGGGGGUCAGCAGCGAGAUGGCUUGCAUAACAGUGGGGACCUGGAAAGUGACUCUGGCAGUGAAAAAGCUGGCAGCCCCAUGGGAGGCGCUCCUUCCACAUCAUCCUGCGUGCUCAGCCCCAGCACUCCGGUGCAAUCUCCCCACCCCCAGUUCCCCCACAUCUCUAGCACUAUGAAUGGAACCUGUGGCAGUCCCAGCAGUAACCACCAUGCGUCCUUUACCAACAGAACCCCAAAAGUGUCAGUGAACAGUUGCUCUGUGACUUCUUCUGGCUGACCUGCAUAAACUGUCCUUUCUGAUUCUCAAGACUGGAUGCCAAGGUUACAGGUUAUUGCUCUUUUUCUGCCCUUUGGUCUCUAUUGUGCCACACCAUUAAGCUUUAUAGUUGCAAAUUCCACGAGUGUCUGCCUGAUGGUUAAUAAAAGUAAUAAUGAUUGGAUACUAAAUGGGUGGACAAGAUAUGGACUUUGUUAUAUUAAACAACCACUGCAGCAAACGAUUUCUUAAGGACCAGCAACAUAAAAAAAAUAUCAGUCCAGAUAUUUUUGGAGUAUUUUAUUUUUUGCUUCCCAUUAUUGAUCUGUUUCCUGAUUUGGAGUCAGAAGUGUCUGUAAAUGGAUGGCUGUCACAAAUGAAACCCAAAUUUUGUAAAUUCAGAUUAAUUUCCUAAAUAUCUUUCAGAUUAUGAACUGUGGUUCCCUGGUUUUGUGGACUCUCAUUGAAAACAAGUGCUUUUUAUCCCUUCUCCACCUUGAGAUGCUGAGAUGCAUAAAUGCCAGAUUGAAUAUGCAUAAAACAAUGCAUAUAUGUAGCCACACCACUGUGAAUAACAAUGUAUUUGCUUUAUUAGCCAUUUCAAUGUAUAGUUUGCAUCCACAACUUCUGCGCAACACCAAAGCCAUUGAAAGAUCAGAAAACAACAGAAGAAAAAAAAAUGGUAUAGAAGAGAAGAAGGACAUUCUAUGUUCAGAUUUAUACUUGUAUACCUAAAAGCGGGUUUUGCCUUUUAUUUUACUGGCUGGCUUAAGAAAAAAGAAAUUGUGAAAGAAAACAAGAUAAGCUCUUUUUGUAAGGUUUUGAUGGCAUUAUGAAUUUGUGGAAGAACGCCAUAUUAGUGUAUGACAAAAUAGGAAGCAGUAUUGUAUGAUAUAUUUAUAAAGAGAAUAUUGUGUUUCAUGCAGUAUCAAUGAAGGUGGCUAAGUCCCCAUUGGCUCACCCCUCACAUGCUUUGUGGGACAGGUGUAGGGGGAGCCCUGCUGAAACAGCCACCAGCUCUUUGCCAUAAAAGCAGGAGAACGAGUUUCCUUCUCAGCUAACUUGGAAGCAAUUGACAAUACCAAAAGGACUUCUUGGGCCUUGUCUGCUUCCCAGGAUUUUUACAUUUGCCCAAUGUAAUUAAUUGUCUCUAACACCAAGGAGGAGAGGGCAAGUGAAGCAUAGGAUAAAAUGGAGGAACAUGGAAACGAUUUUAUUCUUGAUUUUAUUCCUUUUAUAGGAGAAAGUAUUGGAAUGUGUGAUUCCCCCCACCCCACCCCAGAAACAAAAAGCACAGGAAUGCAUAUAAGAAGCCAUAAAGUAUGCAGGAAUCUUUUCCAUUCAUUAUUUCUAAAGAAAUCAGUUAAUUCAGAUGAAGGCUUUUUAACUAAAUUUGUUUUAAUAUAUAUAUGUAUGUGUAUGGUACAGUACUAACUUGGUUAAGGAUUAACAGGUACAAAUGAGUUGCCUGGAAGCCUUUCUGCAAAAUAGUUUUCUGAAGGUAUCAGGUUUUUUUGAGGGGGGUGGGAAAGGAAGGCUUGAAAUUGUAAGUCUCUUGAAUCUCCAAUAUCUUUCAGUUUGUGCUUUGCUUUGGUUAAAAUGUAUGUGUGGUAUGUGCGUUCAUGUGCACCUUCUUCACUCAUCAGUUACACAUUUGUGAGGGUGUUUAUCCUAUAUGCCUAUUGUCUCAUGUUUGUACAGGGAUAUUGUAGCUAAGUAUUUUGUUGUCUCCAGUCUGCAAAAAGAAAAAGAAAAAAGCACAAUUCUAUGCUUUGUCUUGCUUACACUCAUUAAAUCAUUACUUUUACAUAUA
Thamnophis sirtalis is the source of this 2351-nucleotide messenger RNA. The record is from RefSeq and is a predicted model, not a curated record. Lineage: Eukaryota; Metazoa; Chordata; Lepidosauria; Squamata; Natricidae.